CUGUCCUGCUCUUUCCCUUUGCUCACAGUCAAUGAGCCUUGGCACACAGGGACAAGCUGUGGUCUCUGACUGCUUUGUUCUCUUUGACUUGAGGUGGACGUGUUGAUAUCUCACCUGGCAGCCUGCGAAGGCUUCCAGCAAAUGCCGGCUGAUGAAGAGCCCCAAGGUCGGCGGCAGGCACAGAUCUACACAGGCUCUUCCAUUCAAUCUGCUGCAGCAGCAGCAGCAGCAGCAUCUAAAGGAGCCUUUGUUCCCCAAGCUGAGCAGUGGAUCCUGGGCAGUUUGUCCAUUUCCAGCAGUGACACAUCUGCUGCUCAGCUCCAGGAGAGCCAGGGAGACUUCGUGGAGCAACUGAGGAGAAUGGUGAACAAGGAAAAUCCCAUCACAAAAUACAUCGAACUGGAAAGUCUUGGCAGCGGGGGUUUUGGAGAGGUUUCCAGAGCACUUGACAUUGCAACAGGAGGAGAGGUGGCCAUCAAGAAAAUAAAUGUGCAAGGAGUGAGUAGGAAGAUACUAACCAUGAAUGAAAUCAGGAUCAUGGAGAGUAAUAGGAGUCCCAGGAUCGUGAAUUACUUAGCCAGGUGAGUGGUCACGGUCCUAUCCCUUGAAUGUUUCUUUACAUACUACAAGCAUGAGAGCUUAAAAACCCACUUUGGUCUGUGGCAGGAAAUAGAGCUGUUAAUGAUUAUUUCUCUACUUAUCUCCAAUGGAUGGGAAGAGACUGCAUUUUGUCUGCAUGAAUCCACCCUGGCAAAUGCAGACUGAAAAUUGUUCAAAAACCUGCAUCAGCCCUAUCUUAAGAAUUCAA
This is a messenger RNA of Cyanistes caeruleus (blue tit), 808 nucleotides long. NCBI's taxonomy places the organism in Eukaryota, Metazoa, Chordata, Aves, Passeriformes, Paridae. The record is from RefSeq and is a predicted model, not a curated record.